AUGGGUAGCGUUUCCUUCGCCGAAGAUACCAAAUUGCCCCAGGAUACGCCGAUUGUCGAGGAGGAAAGCUCCGUCUUUCCUUACCAGGAUGGCCCCGAAAACAAAUCGUGGGCGGGCGCCCUGCCCUUGAAGCAGGGUCUUUACGACCCCGAGUACGAGAAGGAUGCUUGCGGUGUGGGUUUCGCUGCCCAUAUCAAGGGCAAGGCUAGCCACAAGAUUGUUUCCGAUGCGCGGUCAUUGCUAUGCAAUAUGACUCAUCGAGGUGCCGUGGGCUCUGACGCCCGUGAUGGCGAUGGCGCUGGUGUCAUGACUUCGAUUCCCCACCGAUUCUUCGUGAAGGAGUUUGGACGCGAGCAAGGCUUCACGCUCCCUCUCCAGGGCCAGUAUGCCACUGGUAAUCUCUUCUUCAAGCCCGAUCCCGCAGCGCUGGAUGAAACCAAGGCGAUGUUCGAGGAUGUGGCUGAUCAGCUGGAUCUAAGAGUGUUGGGUUGGCGAGUGGUCCCGAGGGACUCUACGCUGCUUGGUCCUGCCGCUUUGUCGCGAGAGCCCAUCAUACUGCAGCCGUUUGUCGUGCUGAAGAAGGCUUUUGGUGAGGGCAAGGAACCGAAGCCAGACUUCGACCAGACGUUCGAUGGCGGGUACUUCGAGCGACAGCUCUAUGUGCUGCGCAAGCGCUCCACUCACGUUAUUGGCCUUCACAAUUGGUUCUACAUUUGCUCCAUGUCGAACAAGAACAUUGUGUACAAGGGCCAGCUUGCACCUGUGCAAGUCUACGAAUACUAUCACGACCUUCUCUCAGUCGAUUAUGAGGGGCAUUUUGCUCUUGUUCAUUCCCGUUUCUCCACUAACACAUUCCCCAGCUGGGAUCGUGCACAGCCCUUGCGAUGGGCAGCCCACAAUGGUGAGAUCAACACCUUACGUGGCAACAAGAACUGGAUGCGCUCUCGAGAAGGCGUCAUGAAGUCGGAGAUGUUUGGUGAUGAACUUGACCUCCUGUACCCGAUUGUUGAGGAUGGAGGUUCCGACUCUGCUGCAUUCGACAACGUGCUGGAAUUGCUCACGAUCAAUGGUGUUCUCUCACUCCCAGAAGCUGUUAUGCUCAUGGUGCCAGAGGCAUGGCAAGGUAAUCAUUCAAUGGACCCUGCGAAGCAGGCAUUCUACGAGUGGGCCGCCUGUAUGAUGGAGCCCUGGGAUGGCCCGGCCCUCUUCACGUUCUCUGAUGGACGUUACUGCGGAGCCAACCUCGACCGUAACGGUCUCCGACCCUGCCGUUACUACGUGACCGAUGACGACCGAAUCGUCUGCGCCUCAGAGGUCGGUACUAUCUCCAUCGACCCGGAGCGAGUCGUACAGAAGGGUCGUCUCCAGCCAGGCCGCAUGUUGCUCGUUGACACUGUGGCUGGUCGCAUCAUUGACGACUCCGAGCUGAAGAACACGGUUGCAGCUCGUCAAGACUUCCGAUCCUGGGUUGAGAAGAACCUUUUGACCUUGCCUAAGGUCAAACAGGCAGUCUUGGAUAAGGGUGUAGACCUCGGCUACACUCUCACAGAUACGCGAGUGCACGAGGACCCGCGCCUGAAGGCUUUCGGGUACUCCCUCGAGCAGGUAACACUGCUCCUUGCGCCUAUGGCAGCCGAUUCCAAGGAGGCUCUGGGUUCCAUGGGCAAUGACGCUCCUCUCGCAUGCCUGGCACAACAGCCCCGCCUCAUGUAUGAGUACUUCCGACAGCUCUUCGCUCAGGUCACGAACCCUCCCAUCGAUCCCAUCCGUGAAGCCAUCGUUAUGUCUCUUGAGGCAUACGUUGGACCGCAGGGUAACUUGCUCGAAAUGGAUGAGUCGCAGUGCGGCCGACUGCUUCUUCCUUCGCCAAUCCUUUCUCUCGAGGAGUUCAAGGCAUUGACCAACGCGCACACCCUCUAUCCUGAGUGGACUGUGAAGACGAUCGACAUCACGUUCCCCAAGAGCGAGGGUGUCGAUGGAUACAUGAACGCGCUGGACCGAAUCUGCGAUGCCGCCGCAGAGUGCAUUGACAGUGGUGACAACAUCCUCGUCCUCUCCGACCGUGCCACUUCCGCCGACCGCGUGGCUGUUUCCGCCUGUCUCGCUACCGGUAUGGUGCACCACCACCUUGUCCGCAGCAAGGCCCGUUCUCGAGUCGCCCUUGUCAUUGAGACUGCCGAAGCUCGUGAGGUCCAUCACAUGUCCGUUCUCGUCGGUUACGGAGCUGACGCUAUCUGCCCUUACCUUGCCAUCGAGUGCAUUUUGAAGAUGCACCGUGAGGGUUUGAUCCGCAAGAAGCUCUCGCCUGAACAACUUAUCGACAACUACAAGCACUCUUGCGAUGGUGGUAUCCUGAAAGUUAUGAGCAAGAUGGGUAUAUCUACGUUGCAGUCAUACAAGGGAGCCCAGAUUUUCGAGGCUCUUGGUAUCGAUGAUUCAGUUGUCGACCGUUGCUUCACAGGAACCGCUACUCGCAUCAAGGGUGCGACUUUCAAGGACUUUGCCCAGGAUGCCUUCGCGCUCCACGAGAAGGGUUUCCCGACUCGCAGCAUCGUCGAGGUUCCCGGUCUUGCUGAGACUGGCGAGUACCACUGGCGAGACGGUGGAGAAGCUCACGUCAACGACCCGACUGCGAUUGCCAACAUUCAGGAUGCCGUCCGCACCAAGAACGACAAGUCCUAUGAGGCGUACUCCAUUGCAGAGUACGAGCGCAUCAAGGACUGUACGCUGCGCGGCCUGCUUGACUUCAACUUUGAGGACCGUAACCCCAUCCCCAUCGACCAGGUCGAGCCUUGGACCGACAUCGUUCGCCGCUUCGUGACCGGUGCCAUGUCCUACGGUUCCAUUUCCAUGGAGUCUCACUCUACUCUUGCCGUUGCCAUGAAUCGAUUGGGCGGCAAGUCCAACACUGGUGAGGGUGGUGAAGACCCAGAGCGAUCUCUUCGCAUGGAGAACGGCGACACCAUGCGCUCUGCCAUCAAGCAGAUCGCCUCUGGUCGAUUUGGUGUUACCAGCAACUACCUCGCCGAUGCCGAUGAGCUCCAGAUCAAGAUGGCCCAAGGUGCUAAGCCCGGUGAGGGUGGUGAGCUCCCAGGCCACAAGGUCUCCGCUUCCAUCGCUAAGACCCGUCACUCCACUCCUGGUGUCGGUCUCAUCUCUCCUCCACCUCACCACGACAUCUACUCUAUCGAAGAUCUUAAGCAGUUGAUCUACGAUCUGAAGUGUUCGAACCCGCGCGCCCGUGUCUCCGUCAAGCUCGUCUCUGAGACUGGUGUCGGUAUCGUCGCUUCCGGUGUGGCUAAGGCCAAGGCUGAUCACAUCCUGAUCUCUGGCCACGAUGGUGGUACCGGUGCUUCUCGCUGGACUGGUAUCAAGUACGCCGGUCUUCCCUGGGAAUUGGGUCUUGCCGAGACUCACCAGACUUUGGUCCUCAAUGACCUCCGUGGACGUGUCAUCGUCCAGACUGAUGGGCAGCUCCGCACUGGCCGUGAUGUUGCCAUUGCCUGUCUUCUCGGUGCGGAAGAGUGGGGUUUCGCUACAACCCCUCUCAUCGCUAUGGGCUGUAUCAUGAUGAGGAAGUGUCACUUGAACACCUGCCCCGUCGGUAUUGCUACUCAGGAUCCUGAGCUCAGGAAGAAGUUUGUCGGUACGCCCGAGCACGUCAUCAACUUCUUCUACUAUGUCGCCAACGAACUCCGUGCCAUCAUGGCCAAGCUUGGAUUCCGUACCAUCAACGACAUGGUUGGUCACUGCGAGGCGCUCCGUGUUCGCGACGAUCUUCGCACUGCAAAGACGGAGAACAUCGACCUGUCGCUCAUUCUGACGCCCGCCCACACACUGCGACCUGGAGUGGCUACGUUCAACGUCCGCAAGCAGGACCACCGUCUCCACGUACGUCUUGACAACAAGCUCAUCGCUGAGUCUGAAUUGGCUCUUGAGAAGGGCUUACCCGCACGUAUCGAAUGUGAUAUCGUCAACACCGAUCGUGCUUUGGGUGCUACCCUAUCCUACCAGAUUAGCAGGCGCUACGGCGAAGCUGGUCUGCCCCAGGAUACAAUCCACGCCAACAUUCGUGGAUCUGCGGGUCAGUCUUUCGGUGCUUAUUUGGCACCUGGUGUUACUCUGGAGCUUGAGGGUGACGCCAACGACUACGUCGGCAAGGGUCUCUCUGGUGGUCGUAUUAUCGUCUACCCGCCUCGUACGGCUGUGUACAGGGCUGAGGAGAACGUCCUGAUCGGCAACGUCUGCUUGUACGGUGCCACCAAGGGUACCUGCUACUUCCGUGGUGUGGCUGCUGAGCGUUUCGCUGUCCGCAAUUCCGGAGCCACCGCCGUUGUCGAAGGUGUUGGUGACCAUGGUUGCGAGUACAUGACUGGCGGUCGUGUCGUUGUCCUUGGUUCUACUGGCCGUAACUUCGCUGCUGGUAUGUCUGGCGGUAUUGCCUACGUCCUCGACAUCCAGCAGGACUUCGAGCAGAAGGUUAACCAGGAGAUGGUUGAGCUUUCCGGCAUCGAGGACCCCCAGGAGAUCGCCUUCGUUCGUGGCCUCAUCGAGGACCAUCACCACUACACAGGCUCCGAGCUUGCUGCACGCAUUCUCCUGGACUUCUCCCGCGCCCUACCCCGCUUCGUCAAGGUCAUGCCGGUCGACUACAAGCGUGUUCUCUUGGAGGAGGCUGCAAAGGAGGCCGAGAAGAAGAAGAAGGAGUACCCCCUUCCCAUCCUCCCCGGCAACCCUGUUCGCUCGGCUCACGAGGAGUCUUUGAAGCAUGAGCACGAUGCCAAGGACAAGAAGGCCGACCUUCUCGACAUCGAGGAGAGUGUCACCGAUGCCAAGGCUGAGAAGAAGAAGGCUCUCGUGCUCGACAAGACCAAGGGCUUCAUGAAGUACCAGCGGCGCUCUGAGAAGUACCGCAACCCCAAGACCCGGACCCGCGACUGGUCCGAGCUUUCUCAACGCCUCAACGAGGAUGAACUCAAGUACCAGACAGCUCGUUGCAUGGAUUGCGGUGUGCCUUUCUGCCAGUCUGACACUGGUUGCCCGAUCUCGAACAUUAUACCAAAAUGGAAUGAGUUAGUGUUUGCUAAUCAAUGGCGCGAUGCUCUUAAUCGCCUGCUCAUGACCAACAACUUCCCAGAAUUCACUGGUCGUGUUUGCCCUGCUCCUUGCGAGGGUGCCUGCGUUCUGGGCAUCAACGAGGACCCCGUCGGCAUCAAGUCUAUUGAAUGCGCUAUCAUUGACCGCGGUUUCGAGAUGGGCUGGAUGAUCCCAUCGCCACCCCAGACCCGCACUGGCAAGAAGGUUGCCAUCAUCGGAUCUGGACCCGCUGGCCUUGCUGCAUCCGAUCAGCUCAACAAGUGCGGUCACGAGGUUACCGUCUUUGAGCGCGCCGAUCGUGUUGGUGGUCUGCUCAUGUACGGUAUCCCCAACAUGAAGCUCGACAAGAAGGUUGUGCAGCGCCGUGUGGAUUUCCUCGCCGCAGAGGGUGUCAAAUUCGUUACCGGUGUCGCUGUGGGUGCCGAGGGCCAGCCAUCUCUCGAGUCUUUGCGCGGCGAAUACGACGCUGUCAUCCUCGCCACUGGAGCGACUGUCGCUCGUGACCUGCCCAUCCCCAACCGCAACCUCGAGGGUGUUCACUACGCCAUGCAGUUCCUGCACAAGAACACCAAGUCUCUUCUCGACUCCGAGCUCGCCGAUGACGCCUACAUCUCAGCCAAGGGCAAGAACGUCGUGGUCAUCGGAGGUGGUGACACUGGUAACGACUGCAUUGGUACCUCCGUCCGCCACGGAGCCAAGUCGGUCGUCAACUUCGAGCUGCUCCCCCAGCCUCCGCCAGAGCGUGCCCGCGACAACCCGUGGCCGCAGUGGCCGCGUAUUUUCCGCACUGACUACGGUCACUCGGAAGUCAAGACGCACAUGGGCAAGGAUCCUCGCGAGUACUGCGUCAUGUCCAAGGAGUUCGUCGAUGACGGAACCGGCAAGGUCAAGGGCAUCAACACCGUCCGCGUCGAGUGGACCAAGUCGGCCACUGGCGGCUGGGACAUGAAGCAAGUCGAGGGCAGCGAGCAGUUCUUCCCCGCCGAGCUCGUCCUCUUGUCUAUGGGUUUCUUGGGUCCCGAGGAGCGCGUCCUCGGCGACAUCGUCGAGCGCGAUGCCCGCAAGAACGUCAAGACGACUCCUGGCCACUACAACACUAACUUGGCUGGUGUCUUUGCCGCUGGUGACUGCCGCCGCGGCCAGUCUCUCAUUGUCUGGGGCAUCAACGAAGGCCGCCAAUGCGCCCGCGACGUCGAUACCUUCCUCACCGGCGUCGGCACUCAGCUCCCCGUCACAGGCGGCAUCGUCAAGAGCCCGCCUUACUCCCUCCUGAACAAGGCGGGCGGCGCCCCAGCCGAGAAGCUCGUCCAGGCCGCUGCUUAA
Didymosphaeria variabile is the source of this 6420-nucleotide messenger RNA. RefSeq names its product glutamate synthase [NADH] (gene GLT1). Lineage: Eukaryota; Fungi; Ascomycota; Dothideomycetes; Pleosporales; Didymosphaeriaceae. The coding region runs from base 1 to 6420 and encodes 2139 amino acids. Gene Ontology annotation, molecular function: iron-sulfur cluster binding; FMN binding; glutamate synthase (NADH) activity. The record is from RefSeq and is a predicted model, not a curated record. The transcript is spliced from 6 exons.